This is a messenger RNA of Pogonomyrmex barbatus (red harvester ant), 1260 nucleotides long. RefSeq names its product nuclear pore and COPII coat complex component secretory 13 (gene Sec13). Lineage: Eukaryota; Metazoa; Arthropoda; Insecta; Hymenoptera; Formicidae. Gene Ontology annotation, molecular function: structural molecule activity; protein binding. Gene Ontology annotation, biological process: protein import into nucleus; COPII-coated vesicle budding; positive regulation of TOR signaling. The record is from RefSeq and is a predicted model, not a curated record. Gene Ontology annotation, cellular component: nuclear pore outer ring; COPII vesicle coat.
UGUUCCACGUAAGUGACAGAACAGGACAAGCCACUACGUCAACAUAACCUGUAUUAUACGCGCGAUUGCUUUUACUUUCCAAUCCAUCGUUUCACGAAUAUUUAAAAUAUCUUGCGAUACACAUAAUAAUUACCUUUUUACAAUGGUGUCCGUUUUAAAUACCGUCGACACUGGUCACGAGGACAUGAUUCACGACGCUGAAAUGGAUUACUAUGGUUUAAGGUUAGCUACCUGCUCGAGCGACAACUCGGUGAAAAUAUUCGAUUUGAAGAAUGGUACUCAGAGCCUCGUUGCUGUGCUCAAGGGACACAUUGGUCCCGUGUGGCAGGUCGCGUGGGCCCAUCCCAAGUUCGGCAAUCUUUUAGCAUCUUGUAGCUAUGACAGGAAAGUAAUUAUCUGGAAGGAACUUGGAGAAUGGACCAAGAUAUAUGAGCAUGCUGGUCAUGAUUCUUCUGUCAAUUCAGUCGCAUGGGCGCCACAUGAGUUUGGUUUGAUCCUGGCUUGUGGAAGUUCAGACGGAUCAGUUUCCAUCCUUGCAAACACUGGAGAUACUUGGCACAUGCAGAAAAUAACAAAUGCUCAUACAAUUGGAUGCAAUGCAGUCAGUUGGUGUCCAGCGGUAGAUUCAGGCGCUGAUCCCAGUGUGACUCAACAGAGAAAUGAACCUGUUAAGCGAUUAGCCACUGGUGGUUGUGAUAACUUGGUGAAGAUAUGGAAAGAGGAUGGUGACAGAUGGAUAGAAGAAAAUAAACUAGAAGCACACAGUGAUUGGGUUCGCGAUGUAGCCUGGGCACCAGCAGUUGGUCCAUCCCGAGCUGCUUUGGCAUCUUGCUCACAAGAUCGCCGUGUAGUUGUAUGGACUUCCAAUGAUUAUACUAGCUGGACACCAAAUGUUCUUAAUGUUUUUGAUGAUGUUAUCUGGAAUGUUAGCUGGUCAUUAACAGGUGGUAUUUUGGCGGUUAGCGGUGGAGAUAACAAAGUAUCACUCUGGCGUGAAAAUUCUGAAGGACAGUGGGCAUGCAUUUCGGAAUUGAACAAAGAUCAAGGGAAUCUAAAUAAUCCCGAUCAACGUGCAUUAUAACAUCGUUUUAAUGGAGAUGUAAAAUAAUAUGCAAAAUAAGCAUUGUAAAUUAACAUAAUUUGUUUGAUAUCAGAUAUCUUUUAGCAAAAUGUUGUAUUCUCAAUUUCAGAGUUAGCAUAAAUAUGAUUUAUUAUUAGUCUUUAGUUAUCCAUUUAUUCCAAAUAUAACACUAAUCUUUA